CUUUCAGAGAGAUCUCAAUGCAUCCGUGCGAUCGAUCGAUCGGUUUAUCAUCCCCGCUAAUUCCAUCCUCAUCUUUCUUCGCUUACGGAUCGGCUGUUUACGGAUCGAAAGAAAAAGUCACAAAAUCUUUCUUUUUUCAACGUGAAAGAUAAAGCACAUUUUUUACAGAUCGAACACGGCGAUACAAUCGACGAGGAAGGAUGAUGGAUGUUGUAAAACGGCCGGUAUAAUUUUUUCCAGUGUAUAAUUAUAUAAUAGACGGAGGCUGGAGGCAGAUGUUAGAUGUGUACAUUUACAUGCAAUAAAGUAAUGAAUCAUUAUCUGUAGGAAAAGUGUUUAUACGAUAUUUUAGUGCGUUAUUUUAUAUGACCUUUUUUUUCAGAUACUUUCUAAAUAAAAUUUUAAGUCUGUGUUUGGAUUUUUCUAUAUUUUUCAGGAAUUAAAGUAUUGCACACAAAGCAAUACUUUGAAUAAAUGAAUUGCAAAUGACUCGUUGGUUAAUUCAAUUUAUUCUAAAUUGUACUUAAUAUUAUAAUUUUAUUGUAUGUUCUAUUUUAGUGUUAGUAAUUGGCAGCAGCUAUCGUAAACACAAAAUUCUAAAACAUUCAGAAUAAUAAUUUGAAUCUAUUAAUUUAUUUUUAAUAAGAAUAAAAUCAAAAUAUAGAUGUAUAUUGUAAAAUAGUAAUCGGAUUUAAUUCGUUUUUUUUACAAUAUUUUUUUUUUAAAUAAACGCAGAAGAUCACAGGUUGAUGAAAGGAGGCAUUGAUGAAACUGUACAUCAAGAGAAUAUCUCAAGCAAUGAUCAACGUAAUUGUGCGAACACCGUCAGCUAUAUUCGGAAUUUCUACACAAACGUAUAAAGGAAAUAAAGGUGCCGCUAAACAGUCUCGUGCGCGCGUCUGCUCGGACCGCGUUUCAAACUGCAUGGUGCCGCGACUCCGGCGGCUACUCCAAGUAGCUACCACCGCGAAUCCUUUCCUCGCUCGUUUCAAGCUCGAUGCCAAUAAAAGCUAUUCUGCGAACGUAAAGUGUCGGAAGUGCGAGUAGUUAAACCACAUUGUGCGCAUCUGUCAAGACUCGUACCUCUGUGACACGAAAACUCCCUCGUUUCUUUCGCAUUCGAAAAGAAAAUCGUUGAAUUUCCAUCGUCCGUAUUAAGAGCAGCGCCGUAAAAAUCUCUUCUCUCGUGUAACGUUAUUUUCUUUUUUAAUAUUUUUUUGCGCGAAGUCUAUCUGAUCUUGGUUGAUUUAAAAUCCAGUCGUAUAAGACUAUAUGAAUAUCACGAUGAUAGCGAACAAGACUGUGCCAUCGAAAAUCGAUAAUGUGAUCAAGACAAUGUGGACUCUUUACGAUUACUUUCACGGAAGCUAUAAGGACUACCUGUUGAUUAUUCUCUACGCACCAACUGUACUGAUUGGUGUGAUAGCUAACAUUUUUGUGAUAAUAAUGGUCUGCAAGUAUCAUUUAAAGAGCGUUACAUACUAUUUUGUGAUUAAUCUGUCCGUGGCUGAUUUAUUGGUUGCUAUAAUAUGUAUGCCAAUGACAAUCAGCCAGGAAAUAUCGAUGUCAUGGAAUCAAAGUGAAUUUCUGUGUAAACUGACCUCUUAUCUGCAAAGUGUGAGUGUUACCGCCUCGAUAUACACUAUUAUGGCUAUGAGCAUCGAUAGAUACCUAGCCAUAAGGAAUCCCAUGACUCUCCGCUGCAUAUGUAGUCAGAGGAACAUUAUUCUCGUUAUUAUAACUAUCUGGCUUGCGUCCAUGACUUUUUUAAUUACGAUCUAUGGAGCGAUGAGAUUGCAGAAUCCAAUGGCGGAUGUCAUUGAAUACUGGAACAAGAAUGUGAAAAGUGAGAAUUUCUCGACGGCCAUUGAGAAUUUCUCGCGCAAUGCCACCUCUUCGAUACCACCAGAUUUCAAUAUGUGCAUAGAGGAUCUCACGUCAUUAGGAAUCAGGCAAGAUGUCUUUGGCAACGUAUACUUCCUGUUCUGUACCGUAAUUCCAUGUCUCGUUGUAUUAUUGGCAUACUCAAUGAUUGGUUUCACUCUUUGGUCUAAAAAGCCACCGUUUGAUUAUGACAACAGGGAAAGCGUCAGCUCGCGACAGGGCUCCAGAUUACGACAGGACAGAAAACGCGUUGCCCUGAUGCUAUUAUUUCUGGCUAUACUCUUUGCUGUUUGCUGGCUGCCUUAUAAUAUUAUCAAAUAUUUGCUCGAUCUCGGUAUUUUUGAACCGUCGACAAACAACACGUUAAGCAAUGCACUAAAGUACUUCCUGUUUCUGGGACAUGCAAACAGCGCCUUGAACCCCGUAGUCUAUUGCUGGAUGACACGUGGUUUUCGUCAGAAUUUCUCGAGGAUUUUUCGUUGCAUCUACAAUCGAGUCUCUAGUCGUAUCUCUAGUCGCGUCUCUAACGUGUCGCACCAUGAUCCUUCCCGAAGAAAUGCGAUGACGAUCACUGACGACAAUAUGCAACACAUCCCAAUGUAUUGGCGAAGGCUGGUAAGAAUCCGCAGAAAUGCUAUUUUGGUACGCCAGCACAAACGAAUCGGGUAUUUAAGUAACAGUGAUGAUAAAGAUAUUAAAUUGAGAAACAUCUAUGAUGUUUCGAACGCACAGAUUGAUCGACCGGAGAACAACGACAAGAAAGAUCUACAGCAAAGUAACGACAAAAGUGAAUUAGAGACUAGCAGGGUUGGUUACUACCCAACCCUGGAGACUAUACAGCCAAAACCGAGCACCUUGUGUACCACAGACGGACAACAUUAAUUGUUCCCCUGCCAAUCACCUUUACUCUGGGGAGAGGCAUAAUUAUCAAUCUUCUUUAAUGAAAGAAUUCUUUUCUUUUUUUUAUUAAAACUUUAUUCUCACAAUACGUAUAGCACGCAACGAGUCCGAGCGCUGUCGAUAAUCGCUGCACAAAGACAUUACGACACAAUGUAUGAUACAAUGAGAUUUGUACACUAAAUCGAUGACGGAUAUCUGCUAGUGUGCAUGCGUGCGUGCGUGCGUGUAUGCGUGUAUGCGUGUGUCCCGUACGUGUCUAUAUAUUCACGACGUAUAAAUAAAAUAUCAUAGAAAAAUAUGUAUGUCAUAUACUCCGCUAUAUGGCCCCACAUGAUUCGUAUCGCUUACGUCCUAAGCUCCUACGUUGUUUUUCGCAUUCCCACGGGAUGAUCUCUGCAAUCUCCGCGCAAUUGCCCUUUAAUUCGCCUCCGUUUUCUCGAAAUUAACGUUCAUUUUUUCUCAUUUAUUUUUCUCAUAAAGAAGAAAUCGAUCUUUUACAUGCUGUCGCUUAUUGUCGCAUUUUUAUUAUAGAAAAGGCGAGAAACAACGCUCGUC
Molecule: messenger RNA, 3339 nt
Organism: Solenopsis invicta (red fire ant)
Lineage: Eukaryota; Metazoa; Arthropoda; Insecta; Hymenoptera; Formicidae
Product: orexin receptor type 2-like
Exons: 11
Coding region: 1273-2766 (497 amino acids)
Biological process (GO): G protein-coupled receptor signaling pathway
Cellular component (GO): membrane
Molecular function (GO): G protein-coupled receptor activity
Source: RefSeq, a predicted model, not a curated record